This is a messenger RNA of Diuraphis noxia (Russian wheat aphid), 1172 nucleotides long. Its product is annotated as alanine--glyoxylate aminotransferase 2, mitochondrial. NCBI's taxonomy places the organism in Eukaryota, Metazoa, Arthropoda, Insecta, Hemiptera, Aphididae. Gene Ontology annotation, biological process: glyoxylate catabolic process. The record is from RefSeq and is a predicted model, not a curated record. Gene Ontology annotation, cellular component: mitochondrion. Gene Ontology annotation, molecular function: L-alanine:glyoxylate transaminase activity; pyridoxal phosphate binding.
UAUAAUCAUAAUUAUAUAACAUAAUAUUACGUACCUAUACGAUUUUUGGAAUUAAUUGUAAUGACUAAUGAGCUAGUGUCAUUUAAAUGAAUAUGUAUUGUUUGAUCAUUAGCAUAUAAGCUUUAAAUGCUGAAUGCUAAUAAUAAUAUUUUUGUUAGCCUAUAUGUAAAUGCUGUCUGUCGGUAUCCCACCUGCCCAGUCCGGCCCUGUGGUACAUAAAUAAUAAAUGUAUAAAGUGUCUUUCGUAUAUCUAUGAUGGAUUCACUGUGGUCUGCGACUGUUGUUGCGGUCGUUCGCUAAAAAUUGUUGGUCGUGUCCUGUUGAAGCAUAGAACAAAUUAAAGUUGUAGUAUUCUGAAUCUGAACGACAAACGAUAAACUUACCUACUGUUAAAAUGAAAAACAUCCGGAAUAAAUUUAAAGGCAUUAGUAAACAUUACACAACUUCAAGACUAUCUCCCAAAUUACCUCCGACUGACUUCAUACCAUUACCGUACAAAGGGGUUUCUUACGAAAAAGCACAGUCCAUGCAAUUGGAAAAUGUGUUUCCUCAAGUACAGAUGUACGAAGAACCUUUACUUUUACAUGAAGGUAAAAUGCAAUGGCUGUUCGAUCACAAGGGCAAGCGGUACUUAGACAUGUUUGGAGGGAUAGCUACCGUUAGCGUAGGCCACUGUCAUCCACGAAUUACUGAAGCAAUCGCUGAGCAGUCGGGUAUAUUAGGCCACGUGUCCGGAGCGUAUGAGCAUCCAAAAAUGUAUGAGUAUGUGGAAGCGCUUGUAUCAAAAAUGCCGGGAGACUUAAAGGUAAUCGAAGAAGAAGGUUUGCAGCAAAACUGUUUAGAUGUGGGCACAUAUUUUCUAGAAAAGUUGCGUGGCAUGAGACGCGAGUGGAAAAUAAUCGGUGACGUACGAGGCAAAGGACUGAUGAUCGGUGUGGAGUUAAUAGACGGGGAUCAAGACGAUAGUGACAAGGGAAUAAUUAAUCCAUUAAACUGUAGAGCUAUUUCCCGUAUUAAAAACGAUUGCUUGAAAAUGGGACUUUUGUUUGGAAUCGGAGGAGUUCGAUCGAAUGUAUAACCAGACUCCCACAUCAUAUUUUCGUCCCUGCUAAAUCCGGAUAUAUUGAAAAAAUUAUUUUUAUGAAUGCCAAACUCCUCGAAAGUCCGGGCCA